Molecule: messenger RNA, 1541 nt
Organism: Tuber aestivum (summer truffle)
Lineage: Eukaryota; Fungi; Ascomycota; Pezizomycetes; Pezizales; Tuberaceae
Source: the annotation of a GenBank genome assembly
AUGUCGUGGAGAAAGCUCUACCUUCCCCCGAUAUCUCGCCGCGGCCGGGACUCGAUGCUUUUCAAGACGCCCGCGCUAUCGUACGGCUUACACAAUGCUCGGUAUGUUCGUUACCUCUGCGAUCCCCUAGGACCUUACCCUGCGGCAACUCGCUCUGCCACAAAUGCAUGCCCGAAUGCUACGUUCGCCAAAACAUCUCGUACCCCAGCACCGCCGGUCGACGGGAAGGAUUUUCGUGCCCCUUUCCGGAUUGCGGGAAGGAACAUUCUGCUGCCGACUGUAAUUUGGAUGUUACCCUGGCAAAGGUGAUGGAGAUUGUGGAUAAGGAGCUGGGAUCGCAGACGCGGUUUACGGAGGACACGGCGUUGGAAGUGGUUGUGACUGUUGGCUGCGCGGGAGGUUAUGAAGAGCGGAGGAGGCGGAUGUAUGGGGGGCGGUUGGCUGCUAUAUAUUGCCUUUCAAAGCAGGCGGAAUUAUACCAUGACGAGGAUGUGACAUGCACUCCUCUGUUGGGCGACAAUUUUGGCCCUUCCUACCUGGACUACGACGCUCUGGAGAGAUUGAUGGACAAGGCUCGGACGGAUUUGGAGUGUCAGGUUUGUUAUGGAAUGCUUUUGGAUCCCGUCACGACUUAUUGUGGCCACACUUUCUGCCGGGGAUGCCUGGAGCGGGUUCUGGACCAUUCUCGACACUGCCCCUCCUGUCGACGGUUGAUGCACCUUCCAUCCGUACUACCGGCACAGUCUAGCAAUAAGAGACUAACGGAAUUACUGGUGGGGCUAUGUCCGGAGGCUCUUUCCCAACGGGCCUUGGCUGGGGCUAUCGAGUCGAUGGCUGGGAGUGGUGAUGGCGGGCUGUUGACCCCGAUAUUUGUCUGUACGGCCUCUUAUCCUGGGAUGCCUACGCCUCUACAUAUUUUUGAGCCUCGCUAUAGACUCAUGGUGCGACGGGCUUGCGAGAGUGGUACUAGGAAAUUCGGGAUGCUGCUGCCGAAUCGUACGGGUGCACCGCAGGGCGAUCUCGGUGUCACGCCCUUCAUGCAGUAUGGGACUAUGCUGCAAAUCGAGGGGGUAAACAUGUAUCCCGAUGGCCGCAGCGAUGUUUGGACCGUUGGCGUUUCACGUUUCAGGGUCAAGAGAUGGGGCAUCCGAGAUGAGUAUAUCGUGGCGGACGUGGAACGUGUGGACGACAUCCCGAUCAUCGAGGAGGAGGCCAUCGAAGCGCUGGAGACGGCUCUCUGCCUGUCCGGUGCUCAGGAAGCGCAGGUCCCCUGGAUGGGUUUGCCCACGCAGACCCUGUUGCAUAUUGGCCACCAAUUUGUCGACCAGAUGCAGGCGAUAUCGGCUCCAUGGCUCCACGAAAACAAUAUUCUGGCCUUUGGACAACGCCCGGAUGAUCCGGCUCUUUUUCCGUAUUGGCUCGCGAGCAUUUUGCCGGUGACGGAAGCGGAGAAAUACCGUCUGCUGUGCUCCACGAGCGUUAGAGAGCGACUGCAAAUUGUGGUAGGCUGGAUCAAGAAGAUCGAAACUCAUCGCUGGUAA